AUGUUUAAGAAAGAAGUGGUGGUAGAUGGCAGAGGACACCUCCUUGGACGUUUAGCUUCUAUCGUCGCAAAAGAGCUUCUUGCCGGCCAACAUAUCACAGUUGUACGUUGCGAUGAGAUCAACGUCACAGGACACAUGGCUUUAAACCGUAUCAAGUACAUGACCUAUCUCCGCAAGAGAAUGAAUACAAAUCCAAAGCGUGGACCUUUCCACUUCUGGUUGCUUUAUAAUUUUUGAUGCUAAAAAAUUUAAUUAUUUUUCUUUGGAUUUUUGAUAAAAAUUAGCAUUUUUUGUUGGGAAAUUUCCGAUAGAUAUCUGUGAGUCAAAAACUCAUAGGAACCCCACUUCAAAGCCCCAUCAAUGAUGCUUCUUAAAGCUGUCAGAGGGAUGGUGCCAAGAAAGACCCCUAUUGGACAAGCUGCACUUGACAGAUUGAAAGCUUUUGACGGAGUUCCUCACCCUUAUGACACCAAAAAGAAAAUGGUUAUCCCAGAUGCUUUGAGAGUCUUAAAAUUAGGACCUACAAGAAAAUAUACAGUGCUUGGCGAACUAGCUGCUAAAAUCGGAUGGAAACACAAAGAACUUAUCGAUAAACUUGAGAAUAAGAGGAAAGAGAGAGCGAAAGCUUGGUACCAGGGUAAGCUUGAUAAACAAGAAGCUAAAGUUCAGGCAGCAGACAGAAUUAAGGAUGGACCUUUGGCUGGAGUUUUGCAAAAUUUAGAAGCUCUUGGACAUUAA
Blepharisma stoltei is the source of this 738-nucleotide messenger RNA. The record is from the annotation of a GenBank genome assembly. NCBI's taxonomy places the organism in Eukaryota, Ciliophora, Heterotrichea, Heterotrichida, Blepharismidae.